ACACGGAGCGAUGACCCAGUUAACAAGUUGACCACUGGAGGAGCCUGGAUAAGACGCAACCUGGGUUCACUAGGUUAGAGUGUGUCCGGACUGAAGAGAUGGCUCUGCUAAUGGAGCACCAGUUCAGACAGAUGCCUGCUGACAGACAGGUGGAAACAAGACCGUUUCUGGAGGCUGUGUCAUACCUUCCACCAUUCUUCGACUGCCUUGGUUCUACCAUCUUUGCACCAUUAAAGGUGGACUUAGCUAGUAACAUCACAAAAAUCAAGGCAGUUUACGAAACCAACCCGGUGCGAUUCAAGACACUGCAGCAGAUUCUGGAGGCAGAGAAGGAAAUACACGGCGCAGGAUGGCCUAAAACUGGAGCUACAUUGGCACUUCUGUGGCUGAAAAGGGGUCUACGAUUUAUUCAAGUCUUCCUACAGAGCCUGGUGGAUGGUGAAAAGGAUGAUAGCAACCCAAACCUCAUACGAGUCAAUGUUGCCAAGGCCUAUGAAAUAGCCCUGAAAAGGUACCAUGGCUGGUUCGUGCAGCAGCUCUUCAAGGCAGUUCUUUUUGGUUCUCCAUAUAAGACAGAUUUUAUGAAGGCACUUUCCAAGGGUCGGGAUGUCAAGGAAGAGGAAUGCUUGGAAAAAAUCAGAAAGUUCCUCGUCAACUUCACUGCCACUGUUGAUGCUAUUUAUGAUAUAUACACUAAGCUGAACGCUGAACUUGACUACACAGUGUGACCGCAGGACGUCCCUCCAUUGGUCUUAGUUUACAAAGCCUUUCACAGUCUGCAGCUUGUAGUCUAAAUCUUGACUUCAUGUCUCCCUUCAGCUCCUCUGACAGCUCACUGUUGGAGUGUAUGAAUAAUACUCAAACACAUCAAAUAUUUGUGCACUUUUAAGCAUCUGUGUUCCUGUUCUGAUUCUCUCUUUACGCAUUCUUCAGUGUUGUUUGACUCUGACGCAAGUCUCCAUAAGCAGCUGCAGAUUAUUAUUACAACAAGUCCAUAUUAUUUUUUAAUCAACAAUGUUAACGUUAUAUUGUCCAAAGUUAUUUGUUUUUUCCAGGCACCUAUUCUGAUAAGAUAACAUUUUUACAAGAUGCUGCACGAACACUGUUAUAAACAGUUUAUUUCAAACAUGCUUGUGCCUUAAGAUGUAGCCACAGAGCACUUCAGUGACCUUUUUAGCUUUUCUGCCUUAAAGAAAGUAUAUGUAUCACUUUGUGUAAAGCAGGCAUGCUCUUUAAGCACCAGAUGUUAAUUAUUACUGCCUCUUUCUUCCAUGCUAUGCAGGAUGUAAAUAUGUAUUCUAACUAUAAAGCAAUACUCUGUCCCCUCUUCUCUCAGGUUCUCACAUUACACUGAAUGUGUAUUUUCUUUUAAACUUCUUCAGUCAAUGUGAUGUAAAGUGUUGCAUUAAAACUGUGUUACCUUCAACACAGUGAUUAGACAUAAUUGAAAUGCUUGA
Messenger RNA from Trematomus bernacchii (emerald rockcod), 1457 nucleotides. It is a transcript of the gene gltpa, whose product is annotated as glycolipid transfer protein a. Bases 99 to 728 code for a protein of 209 amino acids. NCBI's taxonomy places the organism in Eukaryota, Metazoa, Chordata, Actinopteri, Perciformes, Nototheniidae. Gene Ontology annotation, molecular function: ceramide 1-phosphate binding; ceramide 1-phosphate transfer activity. The transcript is spliced from 6 exons. Gene Ontology annotation, cellular component: cytosol; membrane; cytoplasm. Gene Ontology annotation, biological process: intermembrane lipid transfer; ceramide transport. The record is from RefSeq and is a predicted model, not a curated record.